Molecule: messenger RNA, 843 nt
Organism: Brassica rapa (field mustard)
Lineage: Eukaryota; Viridiplantae; Streptophyta; Magnoliopsida; Brassicales; Brassicaceae
Product: glutathione S-transferase T3
Source: RefSeq, a predicted model, not a curated record
AUGGAACCUUUUUCCUACAACUCUCCCGGGUUUGUUAACCUUUUAGCUUCGCAGAGCAGUCCACCAAAAGACGUUGACUCUGCUGAGGCAGUUGGUAACUCACCCGGGUUAGUUAAACCUUUGGAAAGGAGAAAGUGGGUAAUCAAAGAAGACCUUGUGCUCAUUAGCGCUUGGUUGAACACGAGAAAAGAUCCCAUAGUCGCUAAUGAGCAGAAGGUGUGCAAGUUCGUGGGUUUUCAUGAAGCCGCUUUGAAGGAGCAGACAAGCGGACAAAAUGAGAAUGAUGUCAUGAAAGCUGCACAUGACAUCUUCUUAAAUGACUAUAACGUCAAGUUCACACUUGAACAUUGCUGGAGGGAGCUGAGGUUUGAUCAGAAAUGGAGGUCACACGCGUUGUCGAAAGAUGGUGGAAAGGAGAAGAGGAAGGAAGCAUGUCCGGAGGUGGUGGCUGACGAUGAAGAGGUGAGGCCUCCUGGUGUAAAGGCGAGCAAAGCAGCCAAGCGCAAGAAACACGGGAAUGAAGCAGCUUAUGAUCAAAUACAAACCAUGCUAGCUCUGAAAAAUAACAUUUCCAAACAAAAGAUCCUUGAUCGUCUCAUUGGCAAAAAUGAGGAGACUCUUUCUGAUCAAGAAAAAUCCUUUAAGUAUAAACUAAUUGGUCAGAGAGUGCAGGUCACGGGUUGGAGUAAAGGUGUUGGAGGUGAUCAGUUGUUGCAGUCGAGAUCAUUCAAGUUCGUGAUGAUUCCAACUUCUCUCCAUGGUGAUUAUCUAUUACCAGUUCUGAAGGAAACCGACACAUUCAAGUUCGUGAUGAUUCCCACUUCCCAUUUCGCUGCAAGGUGA